Messenger RNA from Polypterus senegalus (gray bichir), 2185 nucleotides. It is a transcript of the gene cfap36, whose product is annotated as cilia and flagella associated protein 36. The transcript has 11 exons. Bases 122 to 1339 code for a protein of 405 amino acids. The record is from RefSeq and is a predicted model, not a curated record. NCBI's taxonomy places the organism in Eukaryota, Metazoa, Chordata, Cladistia, Polypteriformes, Polypteridae. Gene Ontology annotation, cellular component: ciliary base; axoneme.
UUUCUCACCCGCGCGUGUCUCUUGCAGACGGCGAAAAGUGAACUGCCGAAUACCAACAAAUGAGCUGCUCCUCGGGACAGUGGCGCGGUGAGACGUAAGCUAAGCGAUUAAUACAGCAAUCAUGGCCGAGGAUUCCGAGUGGAUAGUGGAGAGCAUCGCAGGAUAUCUCGGUAGCCCGGACUGGGUUAUGCCCGUCAGCGAGUUUAUUGAACAUAACUGCUCAGUGUUUGAUGACGAGGAAGAAAAUAAACUUUCCUAUACUGAAAUCCAUCAACAGUACAAAGAAAUGGUAGAAACACUACUGGAUAAUUACAUGAAGGAAGUUGGCAUAAGCGAAGAGCAAUUUUUACAAGCAUGUUCAUCUCCGCUAGUGAGAUCAAAGACCUUGCAGAACAUGAUUCAGCCGGUAAUGGCUGCAGAUGACUUUGACAUAUUUAAGUCCCUAAUGAUUCAGAAGAACAUAGAGCUUCAGCUACAGGCACUCCGUGUAAUCCAAGAGCGAAAUGGUUCACUACCUGACUGUUUAACAGAUGGUUUAGACAUGAUGUCUGAAUUAGAGCAGCAAGAGCUAAGAAUACUGAAAGAAGUGCUAAAGAGAUCAAAAGAAGAAUAUGACCAGGAACUGGCUAAAAAAAACUGCUAUGGAGAGGAAGCUGGGUCAGCUUCAAACAGUAGCAAAGGCAGGAUGAGACCGGCUAGUGUCUGUCAGCAGGAAGUCAAUCUUAAAAAACAGCUUGAUAAAGAGACACAACCCACACAAAAGAUCAAUUCCUCUCUGAAGCCAGUUGAUAAAGGGCUAGCUGUUUGUACCUCCAAGACAAAGGAGACAGAGAAAUCGAACCCUUCCAAUGACACCGUGCCAUCAGGACGAAGUAAAUGCAGUAAUAACAAAGUUCUUGCACCAGUCCGAGUGCCAGUGAAAGGAUCUGAGCCACUUCCAGAACCUAAGGAGAAGAGCAGUCUUGAAGCUGCUGAAGCCUGGUUAGAGGAGGCCAGAAAGGAGGCUGGCAUAAGUAGACCUCUUACUGAUCUGACAGCAUCUCAGAUGGAACAGCUGCAGCAGAGGGCCGAGUAUCUAAAACAGCAACGUGACAGGCUGUUAGCUAUGAAAAAAGACCAGAAACCCAAAGAGACAACAGAAAGUCUACCAUUGACUGAGACUAAGCAGAACAUCAAUUCUUCACUUAAGCUCUACGUAUGCAAUUCAGAAAAAAAGAAGGAAUUACUAUACAAAUCUGGUACAACAUGUGAACCGGAAAUGUCAGAAGAAGAAAGGAAGAAAAUUGAGAAACGGAAACACUUGGCUGAAAAACUGAAACAGGAAGUAAUCAAAAAAUAACAUCACGGAACAUUUUUCUUACAUCCUAAGAAAUAUUCCUUAUCGCUGAUGUCCAUGAUGGCAACCAGCAAACAUAAGAUUAUCUGGAGUUGAACUGCAGAGUCUGCACCAGAGGAGCAGCCCUAAGCACUGCAUCCAUGUUGUAUUUUAACUGCUUUUAUGCGACUGAUAAAUUUACUGCGCUGCGGAUUCCUUUACCAGCUUCAGAUUUUGACACUUCUUGUUUUAGCAGUGUGCUUAUUGCUGAAGACGAGGGCCUCAUGGCCUUGUUAGCAUACGGUACCCUUCAAAGGUAAGAAUUUCUUUGGUCCUCCACAUUAAAAAAGCAGUGACAAUGAAAUCUUAUUAAAUAAAUGGAAAACAAAAACACGGCAGCAUUUAUUCCAGCCAUUCGUAUUUACUGGUUUAUUGAGUCUUCAUGGAUGAAGAAAUACAGUGUUUUUUUUUUUCCUUUUUUGAUUUUCUUGAGUUUAAUCACUUUUUUUAAAUUAAUACACUUCCCUUAAGAUACACAGUAUAUACUCUAAACUCAUUAUUUAAAAAAUUGCCACGGUGUUGGGACUAUUUUGACAAAAGCAAAUGGCAGCCAGGUGGUGGUGUGGAUCUGAAAUACAGUUGAAGUGCACACAAGCAAUAGACACCCGUGCUCAUGUUGAGCAGGACUCGCACACUGCAGAAAGCUACAUGGAGAAGUGUGAUUGGUAAUGGCCUCAUUGAAAAGGGAUGUUUGAGAAGAAGUACAACGUUGUAACUUAGUGCAACAGUGGGGGGCAUUCACAAAGGCCAUCCACUUAUUACUCCUGUAAUUUCAUUCUAUUUUUAAAUAAAUAAAUAUUCAAAUCAGUG